CAUUAAUAUAAAUAGCCUAUCAGCGUUAUAGCGAAUUCUUGACUUCCAGUCGCUCGACAGAAGUUUUCCAGUCGCGGCCGUUUCUUAGUUAUUUGCAACCGUGUGCAAGUGCCAAGUUAUUCAGCCGUUCACGCACAUACCGGUAUCAUAACAUGUUACGCAAUCUUCCUGGAAGCAUUCCGCUGGGGAGCUUAUUUGGCAUUCCUAUUCGACUACAUGUCACCUUCCUUGCCGUGCUGGCGCUGCAGCUGCUGGGCUCGCUGGCGUACGGCGGGCAGUGGGUGCUGCUGUGGUUCCUGCUGCUGGGCCCGGUGCUGCUGCUGACGGUGCUGGUGCACGAGCUGGGGCACUGCGCGGCGGCGCGGGCGGUGGGCGGCAGUGCGGAGGGGGUGCUGCUGUGGCCGCUGGGCGGACUGGCGUUCCUGGGACACAAUGCGGGGCCGAAGGCGGACAUGUGGGUGGCGGUGGCGGGUCCGCUGACGCACGUUCCCAUGGUGGGCGCCUGGCUGCUGCUGCUGCUGCCCGCCUACCACGCCUCCACGGGCAGCUGGCACAUCCGGCUGGACAUGCCGUACCCUGACUCGCACCACCUGUGGCACGCGGUGUGCGUGGGAGCCAUCAUCAUCAACAUCAGCCUCUUCGCCUUCAAUCUGCUGGUCCCCGCCUACCCGCUGGACGGCGGGCGCCUGCUGGUGGGCGGGCUGCUGACGGCGGGCGUGGCGCCGCGGCGAGCAGCCGCCGUCACCAUUGGGCUGGCGGUGCCGCUGGGGCUGGGGGUGCUGGCGUACGGCAUUGUCGUAUUCCAGGCGGUCACGAUCAUGGUGGCAGGUUUCAUCCUCUACGCCACCUUCCAACUCUUCCAAGCCCUGCGCGCGGACGCUCUGGACCGCCACCCCCUCUUCGCAGCCAGCUACGGUCACGGUGCCGCUGGUGGCGGCGGCGGCGGUGCUGCUGCUGCUGCUGGCGGCGUUGGCAGUCAUGAGCCGUACUUCAAGUUUGACAGCAGCCAUGCAGGGGGAGCCGGCGGCAGGACGCCUGGUUUGGCAACAAAUGUGUAGUGUAGUGGGGGUGUAGAGAGGAGCAUGAUCUGCUCUUAGGAAUGCAUUGGUCGGUUGUCACCAAGCUGUUGUUAGGCGUGUUGAAGGUGUUCAGCAGGUGUGAACGUGAGGUUGUGUUGCCUUGCAUUCCGGCGAGUAGCUGCGUGUGUGUUGCAAUACCGGUACGUAAGGGGCGUACGCCUUUCAACACAGCAUGCGUGCUUGAUGUAACGGAUUGCCUAGGUUGCGGCUUGUGCAACAGGGUGCAGCAGGUUACGUAGAGAAG
Messenger RNA from Astrephomene gubernaculifera, 1323 nucleotides. The record is from the annotation of a GenBank genome assembly. NCBI's taxonomy places the organism in Eukaryota, Viridiplantae, Chlorophyta, Chlorophyceae, Chlamydomonadales, Astrephomenaceae.